UGGCGGGUAGUGUAGACGUACCCUUUGACUCUCUUAAGAUGGCGGCCGCAACAUAACUGUCGCAGUGUCAAUGACACAUGGCUGCGCCGUGCGGGAGGCAGCGAAAGAGGGAGCGUUUAAAGGGACCAUGUCCUAACAACUGCGGAGACUAGAGCCGGGCAGAAGGCUGCGGCGAGGCCGCUGAGGCACAUUUCUGGGACGGGUCUGGGACCAGGGCCAGCAGCAGACAUGGGGCAGAGUGAGUCCGAGCCUCAGGAUGAGCAGGAGGAUGCAGCGCUCACAGCCGUGCUGCCCAACCUUAAGCUCUUUGUGGAGGAUCAGCUCCAGACCAGCAUGGUGCUGGGUGUCAUGAUUGGCGUUGGUGUUUCCAUGUUGCUCAUCGCCACCUUGAUCCUGGUGCUGGUCCGCAGGCUGCGCCACAAGCAGGUUCAGACUCAGGAGACGCCCAAGUAUCGAUUCCGCAAGCGGGACAAAGUGCUGUUCUACGGGCGCAAGAUCAUGCGCAAGGUGUCCCAAUCCACCUCCUCCCUUGUGGAUACAACCAUCUCCAGCACCUCCCGGCCCCGCAUGAAGAAGAAACUCAAGAUGUUGAACAUUGCCAAAAAGAUCCUGCGCAUCAAGAAGGAGCUGCCCAUCCUGCAGCUGAAGGAGCCGCCGCCCUCAGUGCUGGAAGCGGAUCUGACUGAGUUUGACGUGGCUAACUCUCACUUGCCAUCCGAGGUGCUGUACAUGCUGAAGAACGUCCGGGUGCUGGGCCAUUUUGAGAAGCCGCUGUUCCUGGAGCUCUGUAAGCACAUGAUCUUCCAGCAGUUCCAACAGGGCGAGUACGUCUUCCGGCCUGGCCAGCCCGACACCAGCAUCUACGUGGUGCAGGAUGGCAAGCUGGAGCUCUUCCUGACCCAGCAGGACGGGAAGGAGACCCUGGUGAAGGAGGUGUUCCCUGGGGACAGCGUGCACAGCCUGCUCAGCAUUCUUGACGUCAUCACGGGGCACCAGCGGCCAUACCGGACCGUGUCUGCACGGGCAGGCGAGGAUUCCACAGUGCUGCGGCUGCCGGUCGAGGCCUUCUCUGCCGUCUUUGAGAAGUACCCCGAGAGCCUGGUGCGGGUGGUGCAGAUCAUCAUGGUGCGUCUGCAACGGGUCACCUUCCUGGCUCUGCACAACUACCUGGGGCUGACCAAUGAACUCUUCAGCCACGAGAUGCAGCCGCUGAGGCUCUUCCCCCAGCCCAGCCAUGCCUCGCGCACCAGCCCUGUCAGACACAGCAAGCGUGUCAUCAGCAUCUCCUCCAUUGACGACCAUAAGGAGAGCUCUGGGAGGCAGCCAGAUGCCAGCGCCAAGGACCUGGCUGAUCAGCUCAAGCUGGGGUCCCUGGAGCCCUCUUCAGUGCCACUGCUGAGCCGCUGCAUCUCCAUGCCAGUUGAUAUCUCAGGCCUUCAGAAGGGUCCCCGCUCAGACUUCGACAUGGCCUAUGAGCGUGGCAGGAUCUCUGUGUCGCUGCAGGAGGAGAGCACCGGCACCAUGGCCUCCUUCUCCCGGUCUGUCUCCCAGGAGCCCAAGGAGCGCAGGUCAGUGAUGGUGGAGGAGCAGCCCCCCGGUACUUAUCACUACAACUACUGCGAGGACGACUCGGCAGGCGGCGCCUGCCCCUUUGGGCCUUACCAGGGCCGCCAGACCAGCGCCAUCUUUGAGGCUGCCAAGCGGGAGCUGGUGAAGCUCAUGAAGAUCGAGGACCCCUCCCUUCUCAACAACCGGGUGCUGCUGCACCACGCCAAGGCCGGGACAGUCAUCGCCCGCCAGGGGGACCAGGACGUCAGCCUUCACUUUGUGCUGUGGGGCUGCCUGCAUGUCUACCAGCGCAUGAUCGACAAGGCGGAGGAUGUGUGCCUCUUCCUGACGCAGCCCGGCGAGAUGGUGGGCCAGCUGGCUGUGCUGACCGGGGAGCCCCUCAUCUUCACCAUCAAGGCCAACCGUGACUGCACCUUCCUCAAGAUCUCCAAGUCGGACUUCUACGAGAUCAUGCGGGAACAGCCCAGUGUGGUGCUGAGUGUCGCCCAUACUGUGGCCGCACGCAUGUCUCCAUUCGUGCGCCAGAUGGACUUUGCUAUCGACUGGAUGGCAGUGGAGGCUGGACGGGCCUUGUACAGCCCAGGCGGUAGGGGACACUUUCCCUGGGGCAGACAUCGGCUCAGCUGGCUGACUCACCGCUCGCUGCAUGUGCUCUCCAGGCAGGGCGACAAGUCGGACUGCACCUACAUUGUGCUGAAUGGGCGCCUGCGCUCUGUCAUCCAGAAAGGCAAUGGCAAGAAGGAGCUGGUUGGGGAGUACGGUCGUGGUGACCUCAUUGGAGUGGUGGAAGCCCUGACCCGACAGCCCCGAGCCACCACCGUCCAUGCCGUGAGAGACACAGAGCUGGCCAAACUGCCCGAGGGCACCCUGAACAACAUUAAGCGCAGAUACCCCCAGGUUGUGACCCGCCUGAUCCACUUGCUGAGCCAGAAGAUCCUCGGGAACCUACAGCAGCUGUGUGGGCCCUUCACAGGCUCCAGUCUUGGUGUGGCCUCCAGCUCAGAGCUAACCAACCCAGCUAGUAACCUGUCCACAGUGGCAGUGCUGCCAGUGUGUGACGAUGUGCCCAUGGCAGCCUUCACGCUGGAGCUGGAGCAUGCCCUCAACGCCAUAGGUCCCACCCUGCUUCUGACAAGUGACAUCAUCCGAGCACGACUUGGUGCCUCAGCACUGGACAGCAUCCAAGAGUACCGGCUGUCAGGCUGGCUGGCGCAGCAGGAGGACAUCCACCGCAUUGUGCUGUACCAGACCGACUGCACACUGACGCCCUGGACUGUGCGCUGCAUCCGCCAAGCUGACUGCAUCCUCAUUGUUGGGCUGGGGGACCAGGAGCCAGCCCUAGGCAAGCUGGAGCAGAUGCUGGAGAAUACUGCCGUGCGUGCCCUGAAGCAGCUGAUUCUGCUGCACCGGGAGGAUGGCCCCAGCCCCUCCCGCACCGUUGAGUGGCUCAACAUGCGCAGCUGGUGCUCAGGACACCUUCACAUCAAGUGCCCACGCCGUGUCUUCUCCCGCCGGAGCCCCAACAAGCUGAGGGAGAUGUACGCGAAGGUCUUCGAGAAGGACGCUGACCGGCACAGCGACUUCUCCCGCCUGGCACGAGUCCUGACUGGCAACAGCAUUGCCCUAGUGCUGGGAGGAGGAGGGGCCAGGGGCUGCUCGCACAUUGGGGUGAUCAAGGCCAUGGAGGAAGCCGGGAUCCCCAUUGACCUGAUUGGGGGCACAUCCAUUGGCUCCUUCAUUGGGGCUCUCUAUGCUGAAGAGCGCAGUGCUGUGCGCACCAAGCAGCGUGCCCGUGAAUGGGCCAAGAGCAUGAACUCCGUGUUUGAGACAGUCCUGGACCUCACCUACCCCAUCACCUCCAUGUUCUCCGGCUCGGCCUUCAACACCAGCAUCAACAAGGUCUUCCAGGACAAGCAGAUUGAGGAUCUGUGGCUCCCCUACUUCAACGUGACGACAGACAUCACAGCCUCGGCCAUGCGGGUCCACAAGGACGCAGGCAGUGUGUGGCGCUACAUCAGAGCCAGUGCAUCUUAUCCCCCCUACCUGCCUCCUCUCUGCGACCCCAAGGACAGCCACUUGCUUGUGGACGGCUGCUAUGUUAACAAUGUCCCAGGCUCACUGUGGCGGUAUGUGCGAGCGAGCAUGACCCUUUCCGGGUACCUGCCGCCACUCUGUGACCCCAAGGACGGCAACUUACUGAUGGACGGUGGCUACAUCAACAACCUGCCAGCGGACAUUGCCCGGAACAUGGGUGCCAAGACAGUGGUUGCCAUCGACGUGGGAAGCCAGGAUGAGACUGACCUCUGCAACUACGGCGACAGCCUCUCAGGCUGGUGGCUGCUGUGGAAACGCCUCAAUCCCUGGGCCCAGAAGGUUAAGGUGCCUGACAUGGCGGAGAUCCAGUCGCGCCUGGCCUAUGUGUCGUGUGUGCGCCAGCUGGAGGUAGUAAAGUCGAGCUCCUACUGCGAAUACAUUCGCCCGCCCAUCGACCGCUUCAAAACCAUGGACUUUGGCAAGUUUGAUGAGAUCUACGACGUGGGCUACCAGCAUGGCAAGGUGGUGUUCAGUGGCUGGUGCCGCGGUGACAUAAUUGAGAAGAUGGUGAAGGACCGGCGCUCGGCCGACUUCUACGAGAGCAAGCGCAUGGAUGUGCUGACUUGCCCCAGCGCGGGGUUCACUGAUCUGGCCGAGAUCGUGUCUCGCAUCGAGCCGGCCAAGAGCUACCUGUCCGAUGGCUACGCUGAUGGUGAGGAAUCUGACUACCUGACGGAGUACGAGGAGGAAGGGCUGGACCCCGCGCGGGGAGAGGAGGAGCUGUUAGCGCCGGCAGGGUGGAUCCACACUGAGGAUGAGGAGAAGAGUCUGCGGCACCGCAACUCCCUGCCCCAGGAGUGAGCCCAGCCACCUGCUCCUGCUCCUGGACUAGGACAUAUGGAGCCUGCAGGCCCAGGGCUGGCACUAGGAGACUGCAGCCUGCAUGUGGCUGGGGCACUGGAGCUCAUCCUGCGCUGGAUCCCCUGGCCUGCAUCUGCUGCUGGAGUCCUGAGGCCAGCCUGGUUCCACUCACUUAAUGGCCAAGGUUCUGCUGGGGUCAGCAGCCCUUCUACAGCUCCCAGUGUGCAGUGAAGCCUGGCCUAGGCUCACCUCAAGGUGGACUGGCGGCCACUGAGCCCAGCACCCUCCACCAGCCAGUACUUGACCCAGGCCAGCGCUGCUGCAGGUCCAGGGGCACCCACAGCUACCCACUGUAUCAACUACAGGCCGCUGCUCGCUCCAAGGUCCUGUAUUGCUCCAGGGACAGCAGGGCCUAGUGCCACAGCUUCCUCUGGUAGGGGUUGGGGAUGAGGGCAGGAUGCUGUGGGAGGACUACCCCAGUCCCCUCCCCACCACACACACACACGCAUCCCAUGGCCCUGUGCCUGCACACUCCUUGCUGGGUGCCAGGGCUCUGCUCCUGGCCACAUGCUGCUGCAUGACCCACUCAGGUGAGGGGGGUUCCCAAGAGGAGGUGCCUGAGGGGUGAGGUAGAUGCCUCCAAGCCCUUCUAGGUCCAGCCCCAGCUUCUCUUCCCCUGGAUCUCCACCUGGGGUCCUGAACACUGCACUGAGCCCAGAACCUGGGAGUCCUGUGUCCCCCCACCCAGGCUGAGUGCUUUGGUGAAAACACUGCCUCUCCCUCCUCCCCUACAUGCACUGUGUAUAGGGGCAGUGUCAUUUCCUCUUGGCUUCCUCCGCAUUGCUGCUGUGGGACAUGCCCCUCAGCAUCUCUCCUGCAGCUGCUUCUUCCCGGCCCCACCUGCCACCCCUAGAGAGGGCCUGGGCUUCCUGGGGGGCAGGGCUGGGCCCUACACUCAGAGUCAGGGAUCAGCAGGGCCUGCUAGAGCCCCAGCUUACCUGGCCUGUAGGGGAAGCCAGGGGACUCAUGGGUGGGUGAUUUAGGCCAGAGCCUUGCUCCCUGGCUGCGUGUAACUCUGCCAGGUCAAGGGCUAUUCCUGGGGCAGCCCUUUUUCCCAGGGAAGCAAAUCCUGGGCUCAGCAGGCAUGGACACCCUCCCCCCCAGCUCCUGGGCACGCGCACACACCCAUUCCUGGCUGAGCUGCUAGGAUGCUGUUUGCACCUCCCUCCAGGCACCCCAUCACUGUCAUGGAGCCCCCUCAUCCCAGCUGCAGCCAGGGUGGGAGCAGUAUAACCCUAGAUGCUAUGUAUUUUUGUUAAGUUAUUGUGGCGGGUGGGAGCUGCAGGGGGGUCAGGGGCUGGCACGGAGAGGCCUGGGCACUGCGAUUUUGUUAUUUUUUAUUUAAAAGAAACCUGCUUGUGGCUGCAUGGCUGGGGCGGGGGUCGGCCCAUCCUGCCAGAAUAAAAGCUUCCACUGGCUGGGACUGACAGUCA
Messenger RNA from Mauremys mutica (yellowpond turtle), 5957 nucleotides. RefSeq names its product patatin like phospholipase domain containing 6 (gene PNPLA6). The transcript is spliced from 37 exons. The record is from RefSeq and is a predicted model, not a curated record. Gene Ontology annotation, biological process: phosphatidylcholine metabolic process. NCBI's taxonomy places the organism in Eukaryota, Metazoa, Chordata, Testudines, Geoemydidae. Bases 229 to 4464 code for a protein of 1411 amino acids. Gene Ontology annotation, molecular function: phosphatidylcholine lysophospholipase A1 activity. Gene Ontology annotation, cellular component: endoplasmic reticulum.